AUGGAGUUUACAGCGGUGAUAUUUUGUGGGAGAGGAAAGUCUCUUGAGCCAUUUUCGGAGACACGAAGUACUGGGUUACCUAAGGCGUUAUUACCCAUUGCUAAUGAACCCAUGAUUAAUUAUGUGCUAGAUUGGUGUCACCGUGCAGUUUUGUCAAAGAUCGUUGUUGUUACUCAAGAGGAAACUAGUGAAUCGGUAGAGGUAGCGAUUGAAAAGUAUAAGAAGCUGAGACGCGAGUCACUUGAGAAAUCAACCGAUAUACUGGAGGCUACAUUUGCAACCCCAAUCGAGAUUAUGCCAUUCACGGCUGAAAAUAGCGCUGAAAUUAUCUAUCAUCUUUAUAAAGAUCCGCAAUUCAGAGCACAAGCACAAAACCUCAUGUUUUUGCCCUGUGAUUUCAUCUCGGAUCUACCACCAUCGGUUGUUAUUGAGGCGUUCAGAAAUAGAAACGAAUCCGAUGUGGGAGUUUAUGUUGCAUACAAGAAUCAGCUAGAUAUAGAAGAUAAGAAACUGAAAAUAUUUGGCAAAAAAUACACGGUCUACGCAGGUGAUGCUGAUGACUCAUGCUUACUAGACGUAUAUGGAAAGGCUGAUAUUGAGUUGUCGAAAAUGUUGCGUAUAAGAACCCAAAUGUGCUGGAGGUACCCCAAAUCCAUCGUGAGUACAAAGCUUCUUAAUAGUGGAAUAUUCUUGGCUUCCUAUGAAAUAUUUAAUGUCAUUGAGGAAUCACCAAGCAAGUUUAAUGAAAUAUAUUUUGAGAAACGAAAUUACGACAAAUUUAUCCGUGAUUUGGCGAGAAGAUCGUGGAAACAUUCCAUUAAAAAGGGAACUGUUGGGUUUUUUGUAGUCCCAUCUGAAGCAACCUUUUUCAGAGUCAAUAAUUUACCGGUAUUAAUGGAAGCCAAUAGACAUUUCAUGAAACAACAAGCAAUGAAAAAGGGCCAGUCACAACAAGGUUCACAACUGAAAGACAAACUCGCUGCUCACGUUGGGAAUGACUCAAUGGUUGGUGAAAAUACCGAGUUGGGUGAAAAGACUAAUGUGAAGCGCAGUGUUGUGGGACAUUGUUGUAAAAUAGGCAAGAAAGUCAGAAUAACUGGAAGUUUGAUUCUUGAUAAUGUAAGCAUUGGUGAUGAUGUUCAAUUAGAAAAUUGUAUUAUUGGUCAUCAUGCUAAGGUUCCACCAAAAGCCAAGUUGAUCAAUUGUAAUGUUGAGUCUACAAACGAAGUUCCAUCGGGAACCCAGACCAAAGGUGAUACAUUGCUCUGUAUGAGCUUAGAAGCCGUGGAAGAUGGUGAUAGUGAGGAGGAGUUUGUCUUGAAGACGGGUCCGCUUAGCGACUCGAGCUCUGAUGACGAUGAUGAUGACGAAAGUGAAGACGAGAGCGAAUUUGAGGACGAAUAUACUGGUAACGACGACGGAUUGUUUGCAUAUUGA
This is a messenger RNA of Lodderomyces orthopsilosis Co 90-125, 1437 nucleotides long. RefSeq names its product translation initiation factor eIF2B subunit gamma (gene GCD1). The record is from RefSeq and is a predicted model, not a curated record. NCBI's taxonomy places the organism in Eukaryota, Fungi, Ascomycota, Pichiomycetes, Serinales, Debaryomycetaceae. The transcript has a single exon. Gene Ontology annotation, biological process: biosynthetic process; cytoplasmic translational initiation. Gene Ontology annotation, molecular function: guanyl-nucleotide exchange factor activity; translation initiation factor activity. The coding region runs from base 1 to 1437 and encodes 478 amino acids. Gene Ontology annotation, cellular component: eukaryotic translation initiation factor 2B complex; guanyl-nucleotide exchange factor complex.